This is a messenger RNA of Perognathus longimembris pacificus (Pacific pocket mouse), 1964 nucleotides long. RefSeq names its product sialic acid-binding Ig-like lectin 10. Gene Ontology annotation, cellular component: plasma membrane. Gene Ontology annotation, molecular function: sialic acid binding. Gene Ontology annotation, biological process: cell adhesion. The record is from RefSeq and is a predicted model, not a curated record. Bases 59 to 1900 code for a protein of 613 amino acids. NCBI's taxonomy places the organism in Eukaryota, Metazoa, Chordata, Mammalia, Rodentia, Heteromyidae. The transcript has 9 exons.
CAGCUUCCUGCUCUUCCCCUCCUGUCCCUGCGCUUAUCUGCCUCGGAGCAACUGCAGAAUGGAGUUUCUUAAGAUGGAGAUGUUUCUCUCCUUGCUUCUGCUGUCCUUGGGUGGUAUGUGGCCAAGAGCCAUGGGGACCUGGGCUGGAAGCAGGGAUCUCCCUCCAGGAUUCGAGGACUACCAGCUGAUGGUGCAGAGCCGGGUGACAGUGCAGGAGGGGCUGUGCAUCCUCGUGCCCUGUUCCUUCUCCUAUCCUGAGGACAGGGAAGGUAGGGAUUAUUUCCCAGUUUAUGGUUACUGGUUCCGAGAAGGAGCCAACACAAACAUGGAGGAUCCAGUGGCUUCCAGCAACCCAGAUCGACCGGCUGAAGCCAGCACCCAGGGUCGAUUCCAGCUUGUGGGGAACCCUGGCAGAAACAACUGCACCUUGGUCAUCAGAGACACCCAGAGAGAGGACACGAUGUCUUACUUCUUCCGGGUGGAGAAGGGAAUGGUGAAAUUCAAUUUCGUGAGCAAGAAGUUCUGGCUGGAAGUGACAGCCCUGACUCAGAAGCCGGACAUCUUCAUUCCUGAGGUCCUGGAGUCUGGGCAGGCGGUGACAGUCCUCUGUGUAGUUCCCUGGGUCUCUGAGCGGUGCUCGGCCCCCUCCAUCUCCUGGUCUGGGCCUGCCCUUUCCUCCAGUGGAAGCAGACCCCAUCCCUCCUUCCAGUCAGUGCUCUACCUCACACCACGCCCGGGGGACCACAACACCCAGCUCACCUGCCGAGUGGACUUCAGAGCUAGAGUCAGCACACAGAGGGCCAUCAGGCUGAGCGUGGCUUAUCCCCCCAGAGACCCUGUGAUCACCAUUUUCCGUGACAAUGCCCCAGAGUCCCAAGGAAACACCAUGUAUGUGGACGCCCAGAAAGGCCAGUUCCUGCAGCUGCUCUGCACUGCUGAUGGCCGGCCUCCUCCCACGCUGACCUGGGUCAUGGGGAACAGAGUCCUCUCAAGGUCAAAUGUCACAGGCCCUGAAAGCCUGGGGCUGGACCUGUCUGGGGUGAAGGCGGGAGAUGCCGGGCGCUACACUUGCCAUGCCGAAAACAGGCUCGGCUCUCGGCAUCGCGCCCUGGACCUCUCCGUGCAGUACCCUCCGGAGGAGCUGAGAGUGACCGCUGCUCAAGGAAACACGACAGAGCUGGAAAUCCGCAGGAACGGCUCGUCCCUCCUGGUCCUGCAGGGCCAAAGCCUGCGCCUGGUCUGUGUCACCCACAGCAACCCCCCCGCCACGCUGAGCUGGGCCCGGGGUUCACAGACCCUGAGCCCCCGCUGGCCCACAGACCCCGGGGUCCUGGAGCUGCCCGUGGUCCAGGUGGAACAUGAAGGAGAAUUCACCUGCCGGGCGCAGAACCCGCUGGGCACCCUGCACAUCUCCCUGGGCCUCUCUGUGCACUAUGAGGGCUCCAUCUCUGCGGCAUUCUCCAAGGGAGCAUGUCUAGGUAUCGGUGCCACCAGUCUUCUUUCCCUCUGCAUCAUUGUGGUCAUCAUGAAGACAUUAAGGAAAUCACAGCCCCGGACAGAGACAUCCAGAGCCCAGGUGUCCCGGAGCAGCAUCCUGGAUUACAUCAAUGUGGCACCCAUGGCCGGGGCCCUGAUGCAGAAUCGGAAGGCCAAGCCAAGCAACCCUCCCAGGACCCCUUCUCCAGGCACUGGCUCCCCAGAACCAAGGAAGAACCAGAAGACCCCCAUCAGUUGCCCCGAGCUCAAAUCAUCCACACAAAGCCCAGACCUGGAGAACAGUCCAGAAGAACUCCAUUAUGCUGCUCUCAACUUCCGCAGGCCUCUGGAAGCCCCGAGGCCCAGGGACCCCGAGGAGAUUUAUACAGAAAUCCAUUUCCACAAAGGGUCCCCUAGACUGUAGAUGUGGAUCUUGGAUGGGGAACGAGAAGGAGGUAAUAAAGAGGCUCAGAGGAUCAAGUGCAAAA